This is a messenger RNA of Anopheles darlingi, 5945 nucleotides long. It is a transcript of the gene tim, whose product is annotated as protein timeless. Lineage: Eukaryota; Metazoa; Arthropoda; Insecta; Diptera; Culicidae. Gene Ontology annotation, cellular component: replication fork protection complex. Gene Ontology annotation, biological process: DNA repair; replication fork arrest; DNA replication checkpoint signaling. Gene Ontology annotation, molecular function: DNA binding. The record is from RefSeq and is a predicted model, not a curated record. Bases 857 to 4792 code for a protein of 1311 amino acids. The transcript is spliced from 14 exons.
AAACGUAUAAAACUACUGCUUUCGUGUGUAUUUGUGUACCCGUAUUCUACGCAUCGACACCGAAGGCAUUACUGCCUAGUGCAUCAAUUAGAAGGUGUCAGAACAUUCGCAUCGAAACCAUCGGAAUCCGGUCUCGCAAACUCACGUUCUUUCUAACCAGCUACUAGCAGCACAUAACAUUGGAGAGUAAAAAAAUUGAAAUAAUAUGCAACCCUUUUGCACACGCUAGUACUGUCUGCUCAGCGUUGUGCUACGGUGCGGCCUCGUUGCAGUCAAUCAGUCGCGUUCAUAGUCUAUGUGUGCUUGUGUGUCUAGCAAAAACCGCGUUUUAAAUCACGUUUUCUGACAUUGUGCAUCGUGACCAGACGGAGACGCGCGUCACUAUGAACCACCGUCACUGGUGGAGGGCUAUAUAACCAGCAACCGGUAAUUGAUGAGAGGCGAGUGCAGCGUGUGUGAAACCUUAUCAGAGCCCAUCGACGCAUCAAAGAGACGUGUUCGUUCCAAGUGAUAAAACGGAUCCAAUGGAUACAUCAUCCUGCUAUCAACACUCAGAACCCUGUUUCCGUAGUGUCAUCUCCAUUACACGAACCAAUAAUCUAUUGAAACAUACCUAAAGAAAUCGUGGAAAGAACUACUAGCGAAAAAAUAUUAGAAGAUUUUUAGUCUUUUAUCUACCUAUCUCUCUUUAUCCAUGCGUAGCAGAGGAUAAUCUGUUUUGGUUCCUUUUUUUUAUCAAAUUCCCAUGUUCUUUUGAACAGUGUAUAAAAUUGCAAAUUUCUCUGAAAACCACAUUCGCCAUCACUUCACUAUUGAUCGGAGUUUCUGGGUUUCUGGUCCCACCUGCGUUCGAAACAUGGAAUGGCUGCUAGCGAAUCCGCAGAUAAACAGUACGUUUGGUUCGCUUGGCACCUUCGUGGACGAUGCAUUCCACGUUAGGGAGGACUGUCUGGACACGCUGGAGGAAAUCAUCUGCAAGCUGGCCGUGGAGGAUGCGACCCUGCGUACAUUCCGCCGGGCGAUUGGAUUUGGCCAGAAUGUUAAGAACGAUAUAGUACCGCUGUUGGUAAAUGCAAAGGAUGCGAAGAUCAUCGACACAACGAUCAGGUUGCUGGUCAACCUGACCGUACCUGUCGAGUGUUUGCUACCUGUCGAUCUCGUAUCCAAGUCUGAGAUCGGGCGCCACACGAUCUUCGAGCUAAACAAGCUACUGAUCACCAGCAAAGAAGCGUUCGUCGAAUGGAAGACCACCAAAGCAGUGAUCGACCAUAUGAAGGGUAUCCUCGAGCGAGACUCCAAACUAUCGAUUCAGCAGUGCGAUAGCGUCAACAACUGCUUGCUGUUGUUGCGUAACAUUUUGCAUGUGCCAGAGAUGGGCACGGGCGCGGGUUCACACGCCGGCAGCUACCCAACGGCCGGUCACAACACUUCGUUCCAGAACCAGAUCAUCUGGAACCUGUUUACCCAGAGCGUCGACAAGCUGCUCAUCUACUUAAUGUCGUGUACGCAGCGUGCAUACUGGGGCGUCACAAUGGCCCAACUGGUUGCGCUAAUGUACAAGGAUCAGCACAUUAGCACACUGCAGAAGCUACUGAAUUUGUGGUUCGAGUCGACGCUCUCGGAAAGCUCCGAAGACAACGAAAGCAACACAUCACCCCCGAAACAAUGCAGCGGUGACUCCAGCCCGAUGCUCACGUCAGAUCCGACCUCCGACUCGUCCGACAAUGGUGAAUGUUUCAGCAAGACCCAACACCACUAUCAUCGUAGCACCCAAGCGGCUGGGGACUCACGAAACGCUAUUUGCAUUUUAGGCAGCGGCAACAUGCCCACGUCGAUGAGCAAGGACUCAAUGAGCUUACAGUCCGAGACGUCCCAGACGACACGCAUGGUUGGCGACUACCCGACGCAGAUCAUCUUUUCGCGCGCGAUCAAAUCCCAUCAGAUGUACCAUCAGACGCUGAAGGAUCAAGGGUGUGUGCUGGUGACGGGAAAUAAACCCUCUGGCAUGGGGCUUCAGCAACAAUCUUCAUCACAGCAGCAGCAACAAUCACCACAACAGCAUCAGCAGCUACACCAUCACCAACAGCAAUGUGACCACCACCAGCAGCGGACCAUUAACAGUGCUACAGACGCACAGGAAACCAAAAAGUCCAAAAGUGCCGCAAAGGGUUCGUUGGAAUCGUUGGUCGCCCCCGUUGGUCCCACCUUUUCCAAGCAGCAACCAGCUAGCAGCGGCCCCAAGGAAACCGCACCCGCCAUGGCAGCAGACACGGCGCCAACAACCAUAACGACGACAGCUACUUCCACCACGACGACAUCAACCGCUUCAGCAUCCCCGAUGAAUCAGCAGAAGCAAAGCCAGGUGUCCUUGUCGGAGAAUUCCGACUGCGGUUACGGAACACAGGUCGAGAAGGAAUCCAUUUCGACCUCGAGUAACGAGGACGACACACCUCAGCAGAAGCCAGUGCACCAGAAGCCACCGUCAAAUCAAAAGCAACGCUUUAACGCCGCCAACAAGCAACGUAAUCCUGUUUCCGUGCAAGAGAAGAAGGAACUUCGGCGCAAGAAGCUGGUAAAGCGUGGCAAGAGCAAUAUAAUCAACAUGAAGGGUUUAAUGCAUCAUGUACCGACCGACGACGACAUCUCGCACAUACUCAAGGAGUUCACGGUCGACUUUCUGCUUAAAGGCUACGGAUAUCUAGUGCAGGAGCUGCACACACAGCUUUUAUCGGACCUGCAAGUGCAAAUCGAUACGUCACACUUUUUCUGGUUGGUGACUUACUUCCUGAAGUUUGCGACGCAACUCGAGUUGGACCUGGAACACAUCAACAGUGUGCUAUCGUUCGACAUCAUCAGCUACCUUACGUAUGAGGGUGUGAUGCUAUGUGAACAGCUGGAACAGCUAAGCCGGGCAGCCGAGACGGACAUCAAGCCGUGCUUAAGGAGAAUCCAUUUAGUUGUAACGGCAAUACGCGAGUUCCUGCAAGCACUCGAUACAUACAAGAAGAGUACACACCUGACGGUGGAGGACAAAGAGAAGCUGAAGAUGCUGCAACAGCAAAUCAGCAGCACAGAGGAUUUGCGUUGUUUGUUUGUUCUACUACUUCGUUGCUAUAACCCCAACAUCCAAAGCCGCCAGUAUCUGCAGGAUUUGAUUGUUACCAACCACACGCUGUUGCUGCUACUGGAUGGUGUCCGGGAGCUGCAGCAAUCCGAUGCCCUUCCGGGGGAUAUGCUCGGUCACAUUAAACAAUUCGCCACGGUUGAGAUAAUGCAUCAGUACGGGUUGCUGCUGGAGGAUUUCCGGGAAAAUGGGGCGUACGUGAACGAUUGUAUUUUCACCAUGAUGCACCAUGUUGGUGGGGACUUGGGCCAGAUUAAUGUGUUAUUUCAGCCGAAUAUCCUGAAAACCUACUCGCAAAUCUGGGAAACCGAAUACGAAUUGUGCGAUGAUUGGUCCGAUUUGAUCGAGUAUGUUAUCCACAAGUUCAUUAAUACACCGCAACCGGCUCCCUUGACACUUUCCACCACGCUGCCCGAGAUCAGUACACAGCUACUGUCCGGGAAUCUGCUCGGUAGCUGGACACAGGAAGAGAAAGAUUCCCUCCACUGGUACUAUGUGCAGUGCCGGCAGAGCAAGUGUCUGGUAGCGGACAUACUGAAACUGUUCCAAGAGAACGGUAACCAACAGAAGACCCGGUUAUCCAUCAUUGAGCAGCUACUCGAGCAGGAUAUAAUCGCGCUCGGUCAGUACGAUGAACUGAUGAAGCUCGAGAAUCCCGAGUAUGAACGAAAUGUACAGACUCCAGCCCUUUCGGUGGCUUCGCUUGAUUCAACCGGCCGUCGCGACGAUGGUGACUCCAAAUCGUCCUCCCCUAAGGCUGUUGACGAUAUCCAGGUUUUACGCGAUCGGUUGCAGAAAGAGAACCGCGGUAAGCUCGUCGCAUGGCUACAGAAAAGCCUGCUAGAUUGCUGUUUUGUCAAGCUGAACCUCCUUAGCGGCAACGAUUUCGAUGCUACGAGCGUCGUGAAUGGUGUGCUGAGCGUUUCCGUGAUGGAACCAGUCUCCUAUCACAGCAUUCUGAAAAAGAAGUCCAUUCCAGUUGUGCCCUGGAACCAGGAUCAGUUUGCUGUGCUCUCCUAUCAGCCUUUCAUAUUGCUGCUCCACAAACUCGGCUUCCAUCUGCCAGCCGACGCGAAGAAGAUGUUCGUCCGCAUACCGGAGUUCUGGACCGCCGACAUCCUAUACAACAUUGCUCUCAAGCUGGGCCCGCUGGACAAAUCGAUUCUUAAGUUCGAUCUCAAGUAUCUCAACAAAGUGCUUUCGAUGGAAAAACAAGCUAAGGCCGACUCUUGCCCACCGACCGACUCUCGGUUAGAGAACUUUGGAUUAUCAAGGUUCACGUCACAGAUUACUACAAACUGGCUCGAUGUUGUGAUGCGUAGCAAAGCAGCACAAAGUAAACGUAAGUUCGACUUGCCCGGACCGUCAAAAGUGAUUGAUGCCGCGAACGCGACACACCCGGGUGCCUCGCUGAAACCCGGCAGCAAGUCAACAUCGCAGACGAAGAUACUACACGACCUGUCGAUCAUCGUCGAGUCAAAUGAUGAUGAUGAUGAUGACGCGGUGUUGCCCGAGGAUGACGAUGGGUUGGAUAGCUCGGAGGUGCCGGUUCUCGAGGAGCACGACGUUGUAAGUGCAUGCGAGACGGCUUCCGUUGCGUCGGACUUGACGCGUAUGUACGUGAGCGAUGAAGACGACAAGCAUGACAUUGUGCCACCGAUUCUGUAGAACAAUUAUCACACCGCGAAACAUUAAGCAAUUCUAUUUUCGUUCUCUUACGCUAAUCCUGACUCCUUUGGGCGAAUUUUGCAAUUUUGUGGUUCUAGUUAAGGGAAUCCACCAAACCGACCGUUUAACUCAUUCACCAUUUCACUGUUACGUGUGGUGGAUCAACACGCACAUCUGCCAUUACCAUAAUUUGAAACAGAGGAAAAAUCCUUUACGAAAUGCCAAUCAAGUCCGGUUCAAUAUAAAUCGAUGUCGAUUAUGCUGGAGCAUAACAUGAAUAAUAGCUUUUGGUUUAAUCAAAAUUCAAAGGUACAAUUGUAAUCGCAUUGCUUGAUCAUGGAUCCAUAUAUAACUCGCUGCCCUGCUAAAUAUGAGUGGGACUAGAAGUUUACCGGUAGAAGAAUGUAUGGUAGUUUAACGUUGCCGUGUUAUUGCUCUCCAUCGGCUAUAGAAAAAAAAACCAAUAAACUGGUCAAGAUUGUAACAAAAUAGGCACCGAUUGUUAAAGAAAAUUUAAGAAAAGCAUGAAAAAAUUUUAAAAAUUUUCUUAAUGGGAAAAAGGGAAUGCAGCAUUAUCAAAAUGGUUACCACUUACUAAAAGUAAAGGUUUAUCAUGUUAUUGUUGUAGUGUGCAUCAUGCACCUUUUUAUUCUAUUCGGUUGUUGUUGCAAUAAUCAAAUAUUGCAACAAACAUCAUGUGAGCAAGAAAAUAUGAAGAGGAAGGUCACAAGGUGACCAGGAUUAAUGACAAAAUGACAUAAAAAAGACUGCAAACAAAACUGGGAACCAAUGAAAGUGCUAUUCACGACGAAUCUGAAGUGGCUCACAAGAUGAACUGAAGAUGGUAGUCCUUUCUCCAAGCGACAUUUUUUCUGGCCUAGAGACCCACUAGAACAUGAUCAUGCUAUACACAAAUCAACACGGUGUCGAGAAGGCGGUCACUGACACAGAUUGAAAGACUUUGGACCUAAAAGAAAGAGCUGUAUAGUGCAAAGAUGCUCUCGGAGUAGAAAUAGGGAAUUAAAUAUAAACUCAAUAGCUUUUACUGGUAUACGCGCCUCUAAGGUGCAACCGAGGAAGAUAUAAGGACGGUAUUGCAUGUGAAUUUAAAAAGUUGAAAUAAAAAAUAUAUGUUUUUACUUUGUCAAAACUA